Molecule: messenger RNA, 957 nt
Organism: Phytophthora sojae
Lineage: Eukaryota; Oomycota; Peronosporomycetes; Peronosporales; Peronosporaceae
Exons: 3
Source: RefSeq, a predicted model, not a curated record
AUGAACGCCACUGUGUCAUGGCUGCUCGCUUUUCUCAUCUCGAAGGGGAACCCUGUAUCUGGACUGAGCCCCGAACAGCAGUCGUAUGCAGAGUUCGUUGCGGUCCAGAUCACGUGGUUUUACGUCUUCUUUUGGUUUCUCACAGUGACCCAGUCGGCGCUUCGACUGCUGCCAGAGACUUUCACCACACAUGACUCCUCUCUCUCAGUCUUCCGGGUCUACUCUAAACUGCUGCGACCGAUGCUUCCUUACGCUCUCGCGGUCAUGCUUUUAAGUGGUGCCGGUGGAGCCGACUUGCACUGGACGCUGUUUUGCUGCUCGUUCAUCAUGGCCCUCACGGGCACGUACACCAACCACAUCUUCCGGUUUCAGACUGUCAGAGGCCGUACGCAAAGUCUUGUACGUUUGCGCCAAGCGGAGCAGCAAAAGGAUAUGACCGCGAUCGCGAGAUUGUCAUCACUGUCUUCACCUCGUCCACCCUCGCGCUCUCAGUUUCUGCGGUCCUUUGUCCAGAAUCUGCCGUUUGUAGCUUCAGCGCUUCUGGCAGCGGUUUACGUGCACCUUGUCAACUACGCCCCCAUCACAACGAAGUGGGUGUUUGUCUUGCUUGGACUUUGUAGUUUGGUGCUCAAGAUACUUGUCCAGGAGCUUGCAAAGCGGUAUCUGCAGAAGCUGAGAACAACUCCGUCGAUGCGUUCAAUGGCUGCCAUCGUUGCAGCGCCGACGAUCUUGGUGGACACACAACUGCGGACUACGUUGCUGUGCCAUUCCAAUGUGGCAUCGACUCUAGUGAGCUCGGUAGCGCUUGCGGCAGCUGAGAUCUCUUUGAGAGUAACGAAGACUCUACAAAAAGAGUCACUCACAUCGACAUCCGCUCUGCCGCCAGCCAGCUCUCCGGCACAAAAGUUGUUAUCGCUCCACACGGCCGAGGUGUACGCCGACAUGAGCGCCGAGUAC